Molecule: messenger RNA, 3809 nt
Organism: Polistes canadensis
Lineage: Eukaryota; Metazoa; Arthropoda; Insecta; Hymenoptera; Vespidae
Gene: Ripk5
Product: dual serine/threonine and tyrosine protein kinase-like
Exons: 4
Coding region: 394-3348 (984 amino acids)
Biological process (GO): protein phosphorylation
Molecular function (GO): ATP binding; protein kinase activity
Source: RefSeq, a predicted model, not a curated record
GAUGCAGUAGACCGAUAUGCGUCGAUUGGUUAUCAUCAUUAUUUGGAUAUUGUAGACUUACUGUUUUUAAACAAACUAUACGAGAGCACACGACGAUUCUAAACAUUUUUUAUUCCUUUCCAUUUCAAACCUCUCUCUGUUUCUUUCCUCCCUUAUUCUUCUUAUCUUUCUUCUUCUUCUUCUUCUCCUGUUGGAGUUUAUUAUUACACCGAACUGUCAAAACAGAUCAGUUAGAUUUACGUGAAAUACGUGAUUUUUAAUUCAACAACCUAGAAAAUAAGUGUAUUUAUUAAUAUUCCAGUUAUGUGAGGAACCAGUUAAAUCUCAGGAUCUUAUGAAUUAUUCCUACGUCAGUUGGAAAAAAUAUUUAAUCUAAUUACUUGUUGUCUGCCGAUGAUAAAAAAGGAAGACUUAAAAAUGGUAUGCAAGUUACCACACGAAUUCAAAAGAUACCAACGCAAUCGUAAUCAAUUAAGACAAAUUUUAGAUGAGACUCAACGUUCUCUCGAAGCUAUUAAUUCAGAAAAUUUUUUCCAUGGAGAAAAUAUCAUUGAACAACUGUUACCGCCAUUAACAUUAAGUAGAAUCCUACACAUUUUGCAAAAUUCUCCAGCCAUAGUCGUCCUUGGUCAAGACAAUAAAUCCAAAGCAGCGUUGAUAAAUAAUUUACUUUCCACUGAUAUUUUACCAGCAACAAACGGCUUAUGGAGGUGGGCCAAAUUUACUUACGGUCAUACGAAUCAGGCCAGUUUAGUGGUGGGUUUGGAAUAUGAAGUUGUAGGUAAAUUACAAGCCAACGAAAAAGUAUGGGGUACACUUCCAAUUGAAGAUUUGACUAAAUCUGAAAACGAAGAUGUUGAUUGCAUAACAGUUCUCGAAGUUAAACUUGAUUUGAGUAUAUUAAAAGAUGGAGUACAAAUUUAUGUUGCUCCAAGUAAUGGAGCAGUUAAAACCCUUGCUAAAGGAACUCUUGGCAUUCUACCAAUAUUUCUUUACGCCUUGAGUGACUAUCCUUUAUCGGAACAACAACUGGAAGAAUUAAGAGACCUGAAAGAAACAUAUCCUUACAAACCUGUAUUAUUUGUGUCGUCUCUUAUAAAUAUUUCAUUGGAUAGUAUAGAUGGAGGAUUAACUGAAUCAGAACAACAUAGACUACAAAGUACACUAACUCAGUGUGAUAAUAAUCUACUUAAAGAUAAGGAUGAUGUUGAUUUAGAUCAAAUAAAUUCUCUUGGAUUAAUGUGGCUAGAUCAACUGAAUAAUUUAGGCUAUCUUGGAACAGAAGAAUCCGUUGAAGUUGAACAAUUACCAUGGUUGGUUGGCGGUCAAUGCAUUAAUUCUAGCAAUAUAAUAAACUCACGCAAAAAAAUGGAUAGAAUUUUAUAUUUUAUUCGAGGUUGCCUUCAUAGUUAUCUUGUUAAUGCCAGUAAUUUUUUAAAUGAAGUACAUACAACAAGUUUACGUAAAUUUAUCUUAAGUGCCUUUGAUAUGGCACGUCAAAUUCAGAUUACUCCUAAGAGAAUACAAUAUGCUCAACAGAAAGAAAAUGAAUUGUAUGCUAAUCUGAUGAAAAUUGUUAAUGACAAGCAAGAGGAAUUAAUGGAAUUGAUAGAAAAUAUUAUUCAAGAAAUGAGAAACGAUAUUAUUUUAUCUACCGAUGAUUUGCAACAAUAUCAAAACUUUCCUUUUGGUACGAACGAAAGAGCAGAAUGGUCCGUGACGGUGCGAGCAGCUACUUCGGAGAUGCAAAGAUUUGUACUUGGACGUUUGCGUGAAAGAGUUGCAAAAAAGCUUGUAAGCUCUGUAGAAUGUUUAAGAGAAACAUUUAUAGGCACGUUACAACGGUGCUUAUUGAGUCUAGAAAAAACUUGUGAUCACGAUUCUUCUUUAUUAGCUAGCGAUGCCUUAAAACAAAUACUUUCUGCAGCUUACAAUGUGGAACUUCAUAACUCCUCCCCAUCUCUCGUACAUUCUUUUCUAGAAAGAUUACGGCAACUUUUUAAGUCUCUUCCUUUGCCAUGGUCUCCUACACCAACCUUAGAUGGAUCUUGGAGGAGAAAAGCUACCAUCGAUGUUCUAAAUUCUUUAUCUGCAGCAAGAUUAGCAAAAACAAUUUCAAUGCAAUUCAGAGAUAAAUUAAAAAUGUCUCACGAUGCAUUUCAAUCUUCUUUAAAGUCUCUUGAAAAUCAUUGUUCUGGAAAGUUAGAAAGGACAGAGGAACAAAGGGUAGCCAUUAGAAAAUUUUAUGCGCCAAGAUUAGCUAGAUUGUACUUGGAAUCCACAUCGAUGAUUGAUGCUGUUCGUUUUGGUAUACCACAUUACGGUAAAGAAAUUGGUCGUGGUCAAUAUGGUGUAGUAUUUGCAUGUAACGGGUGGGGAGGAGCUCCGGGACCUUGUGCUGUCAAAUCUGUUAUUCCACCAGAUGAACGACAUUGGAAUGAUUUAGCGAUGGAAUUUUACUACACCAGAUCGAUACCAGAUCAUAAAAGAAUUGUAAAAUUAAGAGGUUCAGUCAUAGAUCAAGCUUAUGGAAGUGGUUAUGGAAUGGGAACUGCAGUCUUAUUAAUUACAGACCGCUUAAGUAGAGAUUUGUAUUGUGGAAUACACGCAGGAUUAUCUUGGUUGGAACGUUUGCAAAUUGCUAUUGAUGUCUUGGAAGGAAUACGUUAUCUUCAUUCUCAAGGACUUGUUCAUAGAGACAUUAAGUUGAAUAAUGUGCUCCUUGAUACAGAAAAUAGGGCUAAACUGACUGACCUUGGCUUUUGUAUCACUGAAGCUAUGAUGUCAGGAAGUAUAGUAGGUACACCUGUUCAUAUGGCACCAGAACUUCUUUCUGGACAUUAUGACAGUAGUGUAGAUGUCUAUGCCUUCGGCAUUCUGUUCUGGCAUUUAUGCGCCGGGCAUGUCAAAGUGCCAAACUCCUAUGAACAAUUUCAAAACAAAGAACAAUUAUGGACUAAUGUGAAAAAAGGCAUUAGACCAGAACGCCUGCCACAUUUUGAUGAGGAGUGUUGGAGACUAAUGGAACAAUGUUGGUCUGGGGAACCUUCUAAACGGCCGUUACUCGGAGCAAUUCUUCCAGUACUUGAAUCUAUUCAACGAAAAGCAGAAAGAGGCAAGUCGUUACAACAACACAACGAGCUACAACAGAAUUCUACAUCUGAUUCUAUUAAUUUUGCACUGGCACUAGCAGAAUCUCAUAAUCAAAGAGGUGCCAUUGUCAAUCUUCCUUUAAUCAAACGUAGGAAAUUUCGAACAAUGAAACCUCCUGUCUUAAACAUUACAAAUAUCUUUCAGAGAAGUUUUUGUACCGAUGCAAAUCUGUAUAUGCAAUUGCGGGAAUUUUAAAUAAUUUUUUACUAGUUUUUUUUUUACCUGCUAUUGCUAGGUAAUUUUACAGACUUCUUUUAAAAGUUCUUGUUAAAAUGUUUAAGAUAAAUGCGAGAGAUGUGCUUUAAUAAUAAUAUAUUAAUCCAUUGCUUUUGCAUUCACUAAUCUGAUAUUUCUACAUAAAUAGUAUUUUCACAAUGACAGUAUUAAUCUGGCAAAUAUAAUAUUAAAUUUAUUUAUCAUGUAUAGAAUGCAAAAUGCAUCCUCUUUUAUGUAUUUCAAUUUUUUUAAAUUGACUGAUUAUGUUCCUAUGGAAAACAUCUCUUAUAUUUAAAUGUAAUAAUUGCCAAUAUUGCAUGAGCUAUAAUGUAAUGUUAGGUGUAGAAAUUAACUCGGUGGCUUGAAUAAAUACUAAAUUUGUUUUAAAUAGGCACUGAAUUAAUAAAUACUGAUAUUAGAUUUUUUUAAAAUAGUAAUUU